AUGAAUGGGUUAAUACCUUUACUCCUAGGGGACAGCGUGUCUGUGCCUCCCCUCCCACCCUCGCUUGCCCCUCCCUGCCUUCCCUGUGUCGAGGGGCGGCAGCGCGCCGCUCCUCACUCCUCCUCGUUUCCCCUGACGACUGCUCCCCUGCAGACUCUCCACUUGGACGUGUGGGGCCCAGCCCGCAUCCAAGGACAGGGCCGCGAGCGAUACUUUCUGCUGGUUGUUGACGACUACUCGCGUUACACCACGGUCUUCCCCUUGCGCAGCAAGGGUGAGGUCCCUGAUGUCUUGAUCCCCUGGAUCCGCGCUGUCCGUCUUCAGCUCCGCGAGCGCGGUCCCGUCGCCGCCCCUAGCGGCCCCGUCGCCGCCCUUUGCGGCCACGUCGCCGCCCUUCGCGGCCCCGUCGCCGCCCCUAGCGGCCCCGCCGCCGCUCUUCACGGCCCCGUCGCCGCCUCUAGCGGCCCCGUCGCCCUUCGCGGCCCUGUCGCCGCCUCUACCGGCCCCGUCGCCGCCCUUCGCGGCCCCUUCACCGCUGAGCCGCCCAGCAGCCGAGCCGCCGAGCCGCCGAGCCGCCCAGCAGCCGAGCCGCCGAGCCGCCCAGCAGCCGAGCCGCCCAGCAGCCGAGCCGCCGAGCCGCCCAGCAGCCGACCCGUCGAGCCGCCGAGCCGCCCAGCCGCCGAGCCGCUGCCGUCGAGCCGCUACUGUCACUGCCGAGCCGCUGCCACCGCGGUUACAGCCCUGUUCCUACCGGCGCGCCGCGGCCCUACCCACUCGGACUGCACUGUUCGCUCACAGUGGGCCACACGCGAUGCUGCUGCCCGUCUUGCUGUGCGUCGCCACUUACCGACCACUGAGCGUGCGCACUUUAGUCAGUACAAGAGUGCUAAGACCUUGUACGACGCUGUAGUUACACGCUACUCUUCCCCUGCCACUGCUGCUCUUAGCCGCCUCAUGCUGCCAUACCUGUUUCCUGACCUUGCUGCCUUUCCCACAGUCGCUGACCUCAUUACGCACCUUCGCACUAGUGACACUCGCUACUGCGCUGCGCUUCCUGCUGAGUUCUAUGCCAAGAACCACCCCCCCAUGUACAUCACCCUCUACUACAUAGUCACCCGGCUCCCUGACUCCCUUCGCUUAGUCAGGGACCACUUCCUUUCAGUUUGCCCCACCACACUCACCGUUGACCUCCUCAAGGAGCGCCUCCUGGCAGCAGAGAAGAGCAUAGUUGCUGUAGGAGCCUCUCGUGGUGACCCUCGUACCCUCGUCUUUGAGGGGUGUUCCCCCUCCCCCCUCUUGCCCUCUGUUGCUUCUCCUGCUGCGGCCGACCUCGUUGGCUUCGAGUCGGUCAGCGCCGCAUCUGCCCUUAGUGGGAGACGCCGCACCGGCAAGGGCAAGGGGGGCAAGGGCGCUGGAGGGGCUGGCGGGGGCGGUGGAGGUGGCGGUGGAGGUAGUGGAGGGGGUGGGGGUGGUGGUGGGAGUGGUGGCGGGGGUGGAGGUAUCGGUGGCAGCAGUGUAGGCGGAGGAGGCGGCGACAGUGGCGGUGGGAGCGGAGGCGGCGGAUUGUAG
Messenger RNA from Closterium sp. NIES-65, 1569 nucleotides. The record is from the annotation of a GenBank genome assembly. NCBI's taxonomy places the organism in Eukaryota, Viridiplantae, Streptophyta, Zygnematophyceae, Desmidiales, Closteriaceae.